Messenger RNA from Opisthorchis viverrini, 1455 nucleotides. RefSeq lists its product as hypothetical. Lineage: Eukaryota; Metazoa; Platyhelminthes; Trematoda; Opisthorchiida; Opisthorchiidae. Gene Ontology annotation, molecular function: cadherin binding; calcium ion binding. The annotation marks the transcript as partial. The transcript is spliced from 6 exons. Gene Ontology annotation, cellular component: plasma membrane; catenin complex; adherens junction. Gene Ontology annotation, biological process: cell-cell junction assembly; multicellular organism development; homophilic cell-cell adhesion. The record is from RefSeq and is a predicted model, not a curated record.
GAUGUGAAUGAUGUGGCGCCUCGAUUCUCGGACCCCAGUUACACCCUAUUUGUGUCCGAACGUGAGCCGGUCGGCUUCUUUGUGCUCCAGCUACGCGCUACCGAUCCGGAUUCGGGCUAUGGUGGACAGAUCACCUACAGUUUGGAGUCCCAUCAUUCUGGGGGCACCUCUCCCACACAGCUCACCAGGCAUAUAUCGGAUACAUCACGGGAGUCCCUUUCCUACUUCGAGUGUGAUGAGCAUACUGGACAAAUAACGCUGGCAAGAAGUUUAAAUUAUCAAAAAUCUGCGGUCCAUCAAUUUUGGGCCGUUGCUACAGAUCAAGGGGCCAUACCUUUGAGCUCUCGUAUCCCGAUUACGAUACAUGUGCUAGACUACAAUGACAACGCGCCCCAAUUCGAUCAGUCGAAUUAUCAGCCCAAUGUUGAUGAUGAUGGUGAGCGAUGCUCCUAUCGGGUAAAACUGAACGAACGUGCUCCACCGGGAACAUUCGUCACUCGCCUGCUAGCCACAGAUCUGGACUCAAACGAUACUCUUCGGUACCGAUUGGUGGCCGAUGAGACAAGACACUCGGAGUAUUUCCGACUUGGGCAUAAUGACGGCAUCCUGUACUGGGCUCCAUUUCGAAAGCAAGACGGUAGAAUCUCCUUUCCACAUUUGCGUUCGAAAGCUGAACUCGGAAACACUCCCUCUGAGAUAGUCGACAUCCCACUGGAUGCAUUUCGGCUGAAGGUUGAGGUGUCUGAUCAACUCCACACGGCGUAUUGUUUGGUACAUGUCGAAAUGGAUGCUGUCAACUAUGCUGCUCCCAGUUUUCCGCUGCCCAAACAUGAAGUGUGGAAUGUUUCGGAAGGCGCAACUCAUUUGGGACGUAUUCGACUCGCUACCGACCCAGAUCGAUCGAAUUUCGGCAAAAUUACGUAUGCCCUCGUAGGUGGCCACGGACGAGAACAUUUUCGCGUCGAGUCAACAACCGGCGACUUUUUCGCUUUGGAGAUGUUGGAUCGGGAAACUGUGAGCCACUAUCGCUUACUAAUUCGAGCCACGGAUGGCGGAAAGCUGUUCGACUAUAUGACUCUUGAUCUGAAUAUCCUGGAUGUCAACGACAAUCGUCCCCAGUUCACUCAAUCCACUUACGAGGUGAUGCACCAAAAUUGUGGCAUUUCCCCAUCUGCUGUGCGGCCUGAAAACUUGGGUCUCAAAGACGUUUCGUUUUCAAACACACCGGAAUGUGUGGAAUGUCUUGAAUGGGUAGCUUUAGCCGUAUUCCCUUAUCAACCAAAGGUAUUCUGGCGUCAUAUAGACGGCACUUUCAUCGUGAUGAAAUUGGACAAGGUCAGUGGAUUUUACAACAAUCUGAAUUACCUGGAUCCACACGUCAAAUUUAGUAUGGAGAUACAGUCAACUUCGGGCACAGUGGGUUUUUUAGUCUGCAUGACACAAGGUCCGGGGUAA